Messenger RNA from Cuculus canorus (common cuckoo), 2618 nucleotides. RefSeq names its product rho-related BTB domain-containing protein 2-like. Lineage: Eukaryota; Metazoa; Chordata; Aves; Cuculiformes; Cuculidae. The record is from RefSeq and is a predicted model, not a curated record. Gene Ontology annotation, molecular function: GTP binding; protein binding; GTPase activity. The coding region runs from base 51 to 2513 and encodes 820 amino acids. Gene Ontology annotation, biological process: small GTPase-mediated signal transduction. The transcript is spliced from 9 exons.
UGUCGGGGGCGCGUCCCGGGCGCGGGCAUGGGCGGGGGCGCGCGGCGCCGAUGGACCUGGACGUGGACUACGAGCGACCGAACGUCGAGACCAUCAAGUGCGUGGUGGUGGGCGACAACGCCGUGGGCAAAACGCGCCUCAUCUGCGCCCGCGCCUGCAACGCCACCCUCAGCCAAUACCAGCUGCUCGCCACGCACGUGCCCACCGUCUGGGCCAUCGACCAGUACCGUGUGUGCCAGGAGGUGCUGGAGCGCUCCCGGGAUGUGGUGGAUGAGGUCAGCGUCUCCCUGCGCCUCUGGGACACCUUCGGCGACCACCACAAGGACCGGCGCUUCGCCUACGGCAGGUCGGACGUGGUGGUGCUGUGCUUCUCGCUGGCGAACCCCAACUCCCUGCGGCACGUGCGGAGCGUGUGGUACCCCGAGAUCAAACACUUCUGCCCGCGGACGCCCAUCGUGCUGGUGGGCUGCCAGCUCGACCUGCGCUACGCCGACCUGGACGCCGUCAACCGCGCCCGGCGCCCCUUGGCCAAGCCCAUCAAGGCCACGGACAUCCUGCCGCCGGAGCGCGGGCACGAGGUGGCGGCGGAGCUGGGGGUGCCCUACUACGAGACCAGCGUGGUGGCGCAGUUCGGCAUCAAGGACGUCUUCGACAACGCCAUCCGCGCCGCCCUCGUCUCGCGCCGCCACCUCCAGUUCUGGAAGUCCCACCUGAAGAAGAUGCGGCGGCCGCUGCUGCAGGCGCCCUUCCUGCCGCCCAAACCGCCGCCGCCGCUCAUCCGCGUGCCCGAGGCGGCGGCCGGCCCCGGCGGCGGCGGCGCCGCGGCGCUCUUCGGCAGCCCGCUCUGCGCCGACGUCGUCUUCCAGCUGGAGGGCGGGCAGCGCGUCUUCGCGCACCGCGUCUGCCUGGCCACGGCCUGCGCCAGGUUCUACGAGCUCUUCACGCUGGCGGGGCCGCGCGGCAAGGAGCCGGCCGCCCGCGCCCGCAGCCUGGACGGGGAGCGCGGCGCCCUGGCCGAGGCCGCCCUGCGUGCCGCCCACAGCGACGACGCCCUGCGGACGGCACCGGCGGACGGCGGCGCCCGCGACCUCUCGGCGUGGGGCCGCGGCUUCGUCAGCCUGCGCUGGGAGCCGGUGGCCGACCCGGCGACGGGCCGGGAGCGGCGCAUGGCGGUGGUGAGCAUGGAGCGGCGCGUGCCGGCCGAGCCCUUCCGCGCCGUGCUGGAGUACCUGUACAGCGGGCGGCUGGAGCGGGCGCGCGGCGACCUGCGGCAGGUGGCCACCAUCGCCGAGCUGCUGGAGGUGUUCGACCUGCGCAUGAUGGUGGCCAACGUGCUCAACCACGAGAGCUUCAUGAACCACGAGAUCACCAAAGCCUUCCACCUCCGCCGCGCCAACCGCAUCAAGGAGUGCCUGGCCAAGGGCGUCUUCGCAGACGUGGUGUUCCGUGUGGACGACGGCGCGGUGCCGGCACACAAGCCCCUGCUCAUCGCCGGCUGCGAUUGGAUGAUGGCCAUGUUCCGCGGCGCCUUCCGCGAGAGUUACGCCACCGAGGUGGCGCUGCCCGGCACCAACCGCGCCUGCCUGCGCGCCGUCCUCGACUUCCUCUACACCGGCGCCUUCUCGCCCGCGCCGGAGCUGGACGCCACCGAGCUGCUGGUGCUCGCCAACCGCCUCUGCCUGCCACGGCUGCAGGCGCUCACAGUACGCGGUGGAGGAGCUGCUCCGGGCGUUGGCGCAGCGCGCGGAGAUGGACGCGCAGGUGCUGCUCUUCCUGGAGCUGUCGCAGGCGCACAACGCGCCGCAGCUCGCCGCGUGGUGCCUGCACUACGUCUGCACCAACUACAACCGCCUGUGCCGCCGCUUCCCGCGGGAGAUGAAGCUCAUGCCGGCAGAGAACCGGGAGCACUUCGAGCGGCACCGGUGGCCGCCGGUGUGGUACCUGAAGGAGGAGGACCGGUACCUGCGGUGCCAGAAGGAGCGCGAGCGCGAGGAGCAGCUGCAGCGCAAACAGCGCCCGCGCACCAAAUGGUGCUUCUGGCGGCCAAACCUCGCCUGAGCCGCACCGGCACCGCCGCCUUCCCCGCGCACCGGGACCGCGGCCGCUGUGCCCCGUGUGCCGGGCCGUGCCGAGCCAGGCCGAGUGUGCCGUGCCAUGCCCGGCACGUGCCGUGCUGUGCCAGGUGUGCCGUGCUGAGCACCCCUGGCUGUGCCGUGCUGUGCCAGGCUCUACCAGGUUGUGCCGUGCCAGGCUCUGCCGUGCCAUGCCGGGCUGUGCUGUGCUCUGCCGUGCCGUGCCAGGCUCUGCCGUGCCGUGCCAGGCUCUGCCGGGCUGUGCCAUGCCGUGCCGGGCUGUGCCGUGCCGUGCCGUGCCAUGCCAGGCUCUGCCGGGCUGUGCCGUGCCGGCAGGGGCGGUGGCACAGCUGUGCUACCUCUGACCGCGCAGUAUUGUGGGGAGGGGGCUCUGUGCCCCCCGCCGGUGCCGGGCUCUCACCGGGCCGGAUUUGGUGCUGAUUCCCCCCCCCACGUGCCGGCGCCGCGCUGGGGGGGCCCCAAGGGCUCAGGGGGGGCAGAGACCCCCCAGUGCGGCACCCGGGGGUUCACCCCCUGGGGGGGGUC